Messenger RNA from Haliotis rubra (blacklip abalone), 4012 nucleotides. RefSeq names its product protein mono-ADP-ribosyltransferase PARP4-like. The record is from RefSeq and is a predicted model, not a curated record. NCBI's taxonomy places the organism in Eukaryota, Metazoa, Mollusca, Gastropoda, Lepetellida, Haliotidae. Gene Ontology annotation, molecular function: nucleic acid binding; NAD+ poly-ADP-ribosyltransferase activity. The transcript is spliced from 28 exons. Bases 129 to 3878 code for a protein of 1249 amino acids.
UAUGUGUCGACUAUGUUACUAUGUAUAGCUUGUUUACUCACGCCUACAUAGUGGUACAUUGGGAUGUAGUUGUUUGAUGAAAGAAAUUAGGUUCUAACUUGUUCAUCGCCAAGAAAGCUGAUGUCAACAUGGGGGUUUUCUCCACUUGUGUGAUUGCCCUUGACCUCACAACCAGCGUCAGUUUCAAGAAGAAAGUUGAGAUAAAGAAGAAGAUACUGGACAAUGGGGGCAUUGUUUCUUUCAUCGUCACAAAAAAGACAACACAUGUCGUUGGAAAUGAUCCAGAGAAGUUUGACGUGUCAUCAAAAUGCAGGAUGGCUGUCAAGUACGGCAUUCCAGUUGUCUCCCCAGAGUAUGUGUCUGACGCCAUCAGGCAUGGCCAACUACCACUUACAGAUGAGUACAUCAUUGGUGGGAGAAGCAAGACAUCAGAUUUCAAGUCAGGAAAAAUUACAGCGCUAACGCCAAAGACAGAGCAAAGGAAGAAGACCAAGUCCAUUUUCAGCAUCAAGGGGGUUAAAGUAUGGCAGUAUGGGGACAAUAAGGCGCCAUUCUUUGAUGAAGACAAAUAUGAAGUUGCCAAGUAUGCCAUGUUUGAGGGCUAUGAUAAGAAGACAGAUGCAGCUACUUUCUUUGUGGUGGAGAUCCACGUGACUCAGUCCCAGGACCAGAACAAGGACUCAGAGGACCCCCGCUUCAGGGUGUACACACACCACGGCAGUCUCAAGGAUGCUCAGGAAGGGUAUGACUGUUGUAGGGAGUGUAGAUAUGCCAAAACAUCGGAGGAAAUACUGGCCAUAUUUGGUAAUGUGCACAAGGAACAGACGCUGCCAGGCAAGAAGAUGGCCGUGGUUACAGGGAGGAAAGUCAGCAGGAAUAUUGGAUCUCCAAAACUGCAAAAGAUUUUGGCAGAGUUACCUUCUGAAAGUAAUGACCUUGACCCCCAUGUGUCCGACCUUGUUGAACAUGUGUGGCGUGAGGUUGCAGGGGAGAUAACUGAGGUUAUCACAAUGCCAGUUGACAAAGUGAAGAUGGACCAGCUGGAGAAGGCGGAGGCCAUCUUGAUGCAGAUCCAGGACUGUUUAAUGGCCAACAAGACAGACCAGCUCAACUCCCUAACGAGUGACUUCUACGAAGCCCUACCACACAGAUGUCCGGACCAGGGUGUCAGCAAACAGUGGGUGGCCACUAAGCUUGACCUGUGUCAGUUGAUCCGGGAUAUGAUCUCCGUGAGCGAGGCCACUAAUUGGUCAACUAGAAGCAGCACUGAGGCCAAAUACCGAGCCCUGCGAUGCAAUAUUGGCCAUCUCGAGUCACAUGACCCACAACACAAGUUGGUGAGAGACCUUGUGGAAUCGUCCAUCGAAGGCGAUUUAAAGAUGGAGAUCAAAGCUGUGUACGAGGUGCAGCGACCCAUCGAAGAAACCAACUUCCGUCAUGAUAUUGACCCCAAACGACUCCUGUUCCAUGCAUCCAGGCCAGAAAACUUUGUCGGAAUAUUGUCACGAGGACUGUUGUUGCCGAAAGUUGUAGUGGAGAACUACGGGGGUCAGAGGUCAGACGCAGGGAUGCUGGGAGGUGGACUCUACUUUGCCAGUGCUGCCAGCACCAGUGCCCAGUACUCCCGUGAGAGCAAGACAAAGGGCACACGGCUGAUGCUGGUGGCUGAUGUUGCUCUUGGCCAGUGUAAGGAUCUGUUUAACCAUGACAGGACCCUCAAGUGCCCCCCAGAGGGCUAUCACAGUGUACAUGGUGUCAAGAACUCUCCCAACACACCAUCAGACUUCAUGGCUGAUGAGUAUGCUGUGUACUGCGUCAAGCAGCAGCGUCUGAGAUACCUGGUGGAGUUUAGCCUGCAGGGGGACCAAGUUCGGGAUGUAAUUCUAGCAGACAUCCAGCAAGACUUGGAGCAGACGGCACUGGCUGACAUGUUGCAGGACAACUUGGACUUGUCGGACGUGCUGGGCAUUGAGGACCCUCUGUCUAAGGUGGAGGCUGGUCUGGUUUCCGAGGGCAACAAGAUGGCUGUGGAGCUGCAAGGAGUUCACAUCCGCUCCAAACUGGUGGACCUGGCUGCUCAGGUGAUAGUUCUCCAGGAGUACUACAACACCAGUGACACUGCUGUGGAGGCCAAAUAUGUGUUUCCUCUGGACGACAUGGCUGCUGUGUGUGGGUUCGAAGCAUUUAUCAAUGACAAGCACAUCAUAGGCGAGGUCAAAGAGAAGGAGCAGGCUCACAAGGAGUACAAGAAGGCUGUCAGUGAAGGUCAUGGAGCUUAUCUGAUGGACAGAGAUGAAGAGACACCGGAUGUGUUCACAGUGAGUGUUGGCAACCUCCCACCCCAUGCAUCUGUCCUCAUCAAGAUUACUUACGUAGCUGAACUACAGGUUGAAGCAGAACUUAUAAGUUUCCGGUUACCAGGCAGUGUGGCACCAUGGAAGCAAGACUCUGCAGCUGAUGAAAUCACUCAGACUGAGCUGGAAACACACAAGGUUCAAUCAGGGGACACCACUGUGCAGGUUGCCGUGGAGAUGCCAUUUGACAUUCGCUCAAUACAGUGUCCUUCACACAAAGUCCGAAUCAAGAGAACUGCUGCCAAGGCUGUAGUGCAGAUGUGUCAUGGACAGUCAAUACAAGAUGGCUUCCAGCUCCUGAUUGGGCUGGCUGAGAUACACGUGCCACGGAUGUGGGUAGAGAGACAUCCAGGAGAGACACAUCAGGCCUGCAUGUUGACAUUUUACCCUGAGUUUGAGGCUGACGAGGACGAUGAUGUGGAAAUUGUGUUCGUCCUUGACCUCUCCAAUUCCAUGUCUGGUGAUGCAGUGCUGGAUGCCAAGAAGCUGUUGAUGAUGUUGCUGCACAACUUGCCACCGCGCUCUACCUUCAACGUCCUCUGCUUCGGAACAGGCCACAGGGAGCUGUUCGCAACCAGCCAGUCGAACACAAACACUACCAUCCAGGCUGUAGAGACAUUCCUCAAGACGGCGUGUGCAGACAUGGGCAACACGGAGGUGUUUAAACCCCUCCACUCCUACCACCUGCUAGCCUCCACAACAGCAACACGCAACAUCUUCAUCAUCAGUGACGGACACUUCAACAACGAGGACAGUGUUCUCAAUGCUGUCCUCAACAACGCUACUCAUACUCGAGUCUUCACGUUGGGUGUCAGUUCCACUGCCAACAUGCACCUCCUGCGAGCCAUUGCAAGAGUUGGAGGGGGAGCAUUCGAAUUCUUUGACCGGAAAGCCAAGUCCAAGUGGGAGAGGAAGGUGAAGUCUCAGCUGAGUAAGGCCUCACAACCAGGUCUGACCUCGGUGGCAGUUGAGUGGCAACAAUUUGACAAUGAUGCAGCAACAUUGCCACAAGCUCCGCGGCAGAUCACAGCUCUAUUCAAUGGCUCACGUCAAGUUGUAUAUGGACUGGUACCUAACUGCACCAUGGCAACCUUGAAAGCUGUUGUUGGGGGACAGGAAGUGUCAACAGUAGUCUCGACGUCUGAACUUAGCAUCACAACAGGAAUGAUCGUUCACCGCCUGACAGCGCGGUCACUUAUACGAGACUGGGAGGAUGGUAUGCUGUCUGCAGAUCGCACACAACACGAGAUUUUGAAACUGAAUCUGAAGAACUAUGUGAUUGACUUGAGCAAGGAGUAUUCCAUUGUCACUCAGUUCACCAGCUUUGUUGCCAUAGAAACCAGAGAUGAGGAUGAGAAGAAAGGCCUGCGGGAGUCAGGUGGCCCCAGCAUAUUUGAGUUGGUGAGUGGUCACAGCAUGGACAUCCUGGACUACAUGGGAUGGGAGGGGGGACAAGGACGAGGAGAAGAUGAGCAGGUCGGAGGAGGAGCUGGAGGAUUUGAUGAUGGAGCCGGAAGAGCAUGACUCAUUGAUGGAGGAGCUGGACUACUUGAUGGACGAGCCAGAGGAGUAUCAAGCGAUGAUGUUGGACCUGGACGAGGCGAAGAUUAUGGAGGAGCAAGGGACAGGGAUGGAGCUGGACAAGCUUCAGUCUGAAU